Molecule: messenger RNA, 1342 nt
Organism: Closterium sp. NIES-67
Lineage: Eukaryota; Viridiplantae; Streptophyta; Zygnematophyceae; Desmidiales; Closteriaceae
Source: the annotation of a GenBank genome assembly
UUGUUACUUGAACUUUUUUCAGGCGCGAUCGAAAUUGGUGGCAGUACUAGUAUCUAUCGCAUUAGACGUCAGAAACCAAGCCAUUGCGUGCGGUGUGAGAAGCCUUUUUGCGGAAACCUACUCGCGGUCGCCGCUUUUGGCAGAAACGACAUACCUGGUUCCAGGCCCGACUGGUUUCCUAAAGCGAGAAGUGCGCUGCGUCCACCAUCUCUCUAAUUCGUCGUCGUGUAUUCCUCGCCACCUCCGGCCCAGUAGUGGGCCAGUAGCCAAAUAUCGGGUCGCGUUGUUCUGAUUUCGAAAUCACGCGCGGAGCGACCUGUCGGCGAACACCAAGAAGUGACCCGAGCUGCGGCCGCAGCAUCUGCCCCGCCGCCGGUUACCCAACACCCCGUCCCCCGCCCGAGUCAGCGGCAGCCAUGCGGUUAUCGGAGAUGCGGUUUGUGUACGGGCAGCUGGGGCACUUGAUGGCGGGCAUGAUCCUGGUGGCCAUGGGGCUGCGUGGGCGGCAUCGCCAACAUCAUUGUGCGCCCAUAUUCGGCGGGCUCUCAGAUAAAUUUGGCCGCAAGCCCUUCCUGCUGCUCGGCAUUGCCGGCAUCACCAUUCCCUACGCCAUCCUCGCUACCAGCUCCAGUCGCCUGGCCGUGUACCUGUUCUUUGCAGCGGAGACGGCAGGAUCGGCCAUGGGGGGCUCGGCGUGGCUCAAUCUCAUCUAUGCCUACGUGGCGGACGUGACACCCGAGUCCAACAGGGCAGCGGCGUUUGGAGCCAUCUCUGGCACCACGGCGUUUGGCUUCCUCGCUGGCCCCCUUGUCGCUCGCUUCGUGCCGCCUGCUUUCACCUUCCAUGUGGCCACGCUCCUGUGUUUGUGCGGAUGGACCUACAUCCUGUGCAUGGUGCCUGAGUCCGUCCCGUCCCACGCCUCCUGCGCAAGGCAGCAUCGCUGGCAGACGAGGAGCACGGCACCACGCCUGCUGCUGCUGCUGCUGGGGCUCACUGCCAGCAUACUGACUGCCAGCAUACUGACUGCCAGAAUACUGACUGCAAGAAUACUGACUGCCAGAGUACUGACUGCCAGAAUACAGACCGCCAGAAUACAGACCGCCAGAGUACAGACCGCCGGAAUACAGACAGCCGGAAUACAGACCGCCGGAAUACGGACCGCCAGAUUACGGACCGCCAGAAUACGGACUGCCAGAAUACAGACCGCCAGAAUACAGUCCGCCAGAGUACAGACCGCCGGAACACAGACAGCCGGAAUACAGACUGCCGGAAUACGGACCGCCAGAUUACGGACCACCAGAAUACGGACCGCAGAAUAACGACCGCCAGAAUACCGACCGCC